AAAACUACACAGACUGACAUAAACUUUGCUGCAUUUACAAAUCAAAACAUUAGAAACUUACCCAGCAGGUUUCUGUCAGAGUGCUGGUAUUUAGAAACAUCAAUACCCACAAUUCCCCGCGCAUUUGCUUACGUUUUUCCCUGCCGUCAUGGCAACCUUAAGGCUUGCUGGGAACUAGAGUCUCCUCCCCCCACGACCAACCAGCCACAGCUAACUCCUGUUUUUCCAUAGGUUUCGCGAGAUUUACGCGGGCGGAUUGGCGUGUGGCAACAUUUAUCCGCCAUACAAACCGAACAGUACUGACAUGAAAUCUGCUUAAAGUAACCUUUGAAUUUCCAGAGGCAUGUCCAAGAAAAGGGGCAGAAAGCGGAGCAGCGGGGAACUGAGUGACGUGGCGACGCCGGACCCCAACUCCAUCCUGGGAUUGCGCAUUCAGCAUAACUGGCGAGAGAAGGGCAACCAAAGCAAAUGGAAGGGAACGGUGCUGGACAGACUCGGCGUCAAUCCCUCUCUCUUCAUGGUGAAGUACGACGGCUUUGACUGCGUCUACGGCAUCGAGCUAUUCAAGGACGUGAGAGUGUCCAACCUGCAAGUCCUGUCAGAGAAUAUCGUAAACAACAAAAUAAAGAUCCCAGCAGGGGCAGAGGAACUUGUGGGCAAAGCAGUGGAGCAUUUGUUUGAAAAGGAAGAUGGCGAGAAGAAUGAGUGGAGAGGCAUGGUCCUAUCCCGAGCUCCAGUCAUGACAAACUGGUAUUAUAUCACUUAUGAAAAGGACCCAGUUCUUUAUAUGUACCAGCUGUGGGAUGACUAUGCAGAUGGGGACCUCAGGAUUUUGCCAGAAGCAGAAAACAAGCACCUGUUGCCUGCGGACAGAAAGCCGGGAGAAGAGACUGAAAGUCUGGUGGGGAAACAAGUGGAGUAUGUUACCGACAAGGGAGUGAAGAGAACAGGCCUGGUCAUCUACCAGGUCCCAGCCAAGCCCUCAGUGUACUAUAUCAAAUAUGAUGAUGACUUUCAUAUUCAUGUUUAUGAUCUGGUCAAAACCCCGUAGACAUAGUGAACACUUUCAUCUCUGCCCGUUUCCCAUCUGCUUUCGUUCGGCUCAUGGUUAAAUUAUUAUUGAAGGCCAUCUGUGGUGGGUUUGAGGAAUAACUGACACACUUUAUUCGUUAAGAAGCCAGUGCAAUAUUCAUUUCUAUGUAUAGCAGAAAAGUAGCACUGCUAUGCUUGUUUUUUUUUUUUUCUUUUUUGAAAUGGUGACAGUCUUAUUCUAUAACUUCAUCCAUGGACAGCCUAAGGUCGUGCUGUCGUUAAGCUGCGCAGGAAUUUUGCAUUUACAUUGUUGCCAUCAAUCAGUCUACUAAGUGGUUCUGGCUUUGAAAGAUGAGCAAGAUGUCUUAUAGUUGCACUUUUCUCUGAAGUUCUUGUUGAAUUUGUUACACAAAGAGUGUCUAAAAAUCAAAGCUUUAGUUUGCUGUUUGUACUUGUAGACAUCAGUGGGAAACAGCCUUGCAAAGUCACCCUUAUCUGUCCCCUAUAUUGCUCAAUGCCAAUAUCUUCUUGCACCUUUGCACUCUUAUCUAGUAUUGCAACGUUUAUAGUUGUGCUAUAUUAAUCGGCUGCAUAUUACAUUAUGUGAGUCUAGCCUGGCUUUUCUUGUUGACGUGGUGGAUGGAGAUUUUAAAAUAUGCUUUAAAUCCUAAUUUUUACAGCACUUUUAUGGUUGCAAUGGAAAUGCUGAAGUAGUAUUAUUUAAAUUUAAAUGCACAGUUAUACAUAAAGUGCCUUCACGCUGGUCACAAUUUAGCAAUAUAUUACUUACCGUUUCUCCGGACUGCUAAUUGGAGUAUGCCAUUUCAUUACAUUUAAAGGACAGACAGUUUGAGGGAAAUUAUGGAUCAGUGUGGAAUGUUUAGCUCUUCAUUGUAAGAUUGCUAUUCAAAUGUAACUUGCUUUAUCAUUGCUGUUGUGAUUUCAGUGUUGAUGUUGUGUGCAGCACUUUACUGUAUAAAGUUUACGUGGCUACGUUAUAUAAGAACAUAUACUUUCUGCUAAAUGUUAUAAAGAAAUAAUACGCAUGAAGGAAAGAAGAAAAAAAAAUAUAUAUGUUGCAAUACAUUCAGAUGACAGUAUUUAAGCUGGAAAAUUUGUGUAAAAGCCCCUAUAAUAUACAUUUUUAAAAUUGUAAUAAACAACAAAAAAAAGAAACAAUAUACAACUAUCUAAUCUUUGAUUUUGGUCUUUAAAAUGCCCUGUAGUCUUAAAUUACAUGCUUGCAGAAGAGGUUUCAUCCCAAAUUUCUCAAAACCGAGCUCUGUUUAUCCUUCAAAUAACUUCUCCUUUGGGUCAAAACUUUGGUUGCAUCCCCUGAACAGUGCCUGGGAGUUUUUGAAACAUUUACAUAAGGGUGGGAGUGACCGUGUAUGCUAGAAUCAGUUCUGUUGUUGCAUUUAGUUCAAAACGUAACACUAUGCAUCACUGUUAGCCGUGCUUUAGAGUGUUUUUUUUUUUUGUUUUGUUUUUUUGUGCAAACUUAAAUCAUAGAUAAGUCUGCUUUAAGUUUUCUCUGGUUCUGAAUUUUUGUGGCAGAAACUAAAUGACAGUUUGUGUCAUCAUUCUGUUGUAAUAAAGUUUAGCACAUCC
Molecule: messenger RNA, 2643 nt
Organism: Poecilia latipinna (sailfin molly)
Lineage: Eukaryota; Metazoa; Chordata; Actinopteri; Cyprinodontiformes; Poeciliidae
Product: spindlin-1-like
Exons: 5
Coding region: 344-1051 (235 amino acids)
Biological process (GO): gamete generation
Source: RefSeq, a predicted model, not a curated record